Hyaena hyaena (striped hyena) is the source of this 699-nucleotide messenger RNA. RefSeq names its product aminoglycoside (3'') (9) adenylyltransferase. The transcript has a single exon. Gene Ontology annotation, biological process: response to antibiotic. Lineage: Eukaryota; Metazoa; Chordata; Mammalia; Carnivora; Hyaenidae. The record is from RefSeq and is a predicted model, not a curated record. The annotation marks the transcript as partial. Gene Ontology annotation, molecular function: adenylyltransferase activity.
CAUCUGUAUGGCAGCGCGGUGGAUGGCGGCCUGAAACCGCAUAGCGAUAUUGAUCUGCUGGUGACCGUGACCGUGCGUCUGGAUGAAACCACCCGUCGUGCGCUGAUUAACGAUCUGCUGGAAACCAGCGCGAGCCCGGGUGAAAGCGAAAUUCUGCGUGCGGUGGAAGUGACCAUCGUGGUGCAUGAUGACAUUAUUCCGUGGCGUUAUCCGGCGAAACGUGAGCUGCAGUUUGGCGAAUGGCAGCGUAACGAUAUUCUGGCCGGCAUUUUUGAACCGGCGACCAUUGAUAUCGAUCUGGCCAUUCUGCUGACCAAAGCGCGUGAACAUAGCGUGGCGCUGGUUGGUCCGGCAGCGGAAGAACUGUUUGAUCCGGUGCCGGAACAGGACCUGUUUGAAGCGCUGAACGAAACCCUGACCCUGUGGAACAGCCCGCCGGAUUGGGCGGGUGAUGAACGCAACGUGGUGCUGACCCUGAGCCGUAUUUGGUAUAGCGCGGUGACCGGCAAAAUUGCGCCGAAAGAUGUGGCGGCGGAUUGGGCCAUGGAACGUCUGCCGGCGCAGUAUCAGCCGGUGAUUCUGGAAGCGCGUCAGGCGUAUCUGGGCCAGGAAGAAGAUCGUCUGGCCAGCCGUGCGGAUCAGCUGGAAGAAUUUGUGCAUUACGUGAAAGGCGAAAUUACCAAAGUGGUGGGUAAAUAA